AUGUCGGGUGAGGGCUUCACACUGAUGUUGGAUAAGGUAGUUCUUUAUGGUAAAUUUGGAACUAUUUGGGAAGCUUCGAAAGAGACGGAUCCUCAACAGGUUCAUGCGAAGAUUAUGGAUCUGAGAACCGUGGAAGGCAGGAGGGCUGCCUACAGGUUGCUGGUUUUCAAAGAUUGUCUGCGUCAUUCCCGAGUAACAAAUGUCCUGGAGGCUUACGAUGCCAAAAACGAGAUCAUAUUGGUUAGCGCGAGUGAGGGGUGGACUAUCCCCGAGAUUUUGGAUGCGCACAAGGACGAGGCUUUGCCGACUGCGAGGAUAGUCUUCGAAUUGCUGCAGGCAGUGAAAUACCUUCAUGAUGCUGCCGUGGUGCACAACGAAAUAUGCCUGAAAAGCGUUACUUUGAGUCCCACUGGGCGAGUGAAACUGAGGAAUUUCGAAGCCGCGGUGACGUUGAAGACACCUAUUCCAACCUUGGCGUACACCAGGCCGGACGAUUACAGUUUUAUCGCCCCGGAGAUCAUGUUCGGCCAGAGGUUUUCUUCGGCGAGGUCGGACAUGUGGUCGGUGGGCUGUUUCAUCGCCUAUAUGCUCAAGAAGAAACUCGCGUUUUCAAACAAGUCCAUGAGGGAAACCCUGAAAGAUAUCGUGUGGAACAUCGGGCUGCCGACCAGGGAGGAAUUUCGGGAUCUGCAUCUCCCGAAAAGCAUCAUCGAAUUUCGUCCCGGCAAGUACCUGAAACGAAACCUGCCCAAGGAAAUGUUCCGCGGAGUGGAAAUUGUCAUGGUCGAAACGCUGCGUUAUGAUCGCACGUCGAGGAUGACGGCGAGGACGGCCGUUCACCAAUUCAGCGUCCGAUACAAGAUGGAGAGGAGCGCAGAGUUCUUCAUGUGUGGCUGUUGUGCUGACACUAUGAUGAGUGACGAUCAAAUGGAAGAAGCCUUGCAGGAUCAACGUGAGGGGCUCCGAAGGAUCCACCAAAGAAAGUUCUACACUGACGAAGAGCAAAAUUCGUCGUCUUCUGCUUGAAAAUAAUGUGCAUCAGCCAUUUCGUGUGACGGGGAGUAGAGUAGUUUCGCCAGUCAAUUGGAAAAUAUUGAUCUCAGAAAUUGAGGCUGUUCUUCGCGAUUUCGUCGAAAUCUCUGCGAUUAAUCUCACCUGACGUGUCUGAUCGCAUUUCUGACGGGUCGAGAAGUGUCUUUUCCUAUUGGUGAUGCGGAUUAAACUGGAAAUAUGUUGCCCCA
This is a messenger RNA of Notodromas monacha, 1241 nucleotides long. The record is from the annotation of a GenBank genome assembly. NCBI's taxonomy places the organism in Eukaryota, Metazoa, Arthropoda, Ostracoda, Podocopida, Cyprididae.